This is a messenger RNA of Sander lucioperca (pikeperch), 1584 nucleotides long. RefSeq names its product ADP-ribosylation factor-like protein 8A. Gene Ontology annotation, biological process: protein transport; anterograde axonal transport. The transcript has 7 exons. Gene Ontology annotation, cellular component: lysosomal membrane. The coding region runs from base 281 to 844 and encodes 187 amino acids. Lineage: Eukaryota; Metazoa; Chordata; Actinopteri; Perciformes; Percidae. Gene Ontology annotation, molecular function: GTP binding; GTPase activity. The record is from RefSeq and is a predicted model, not a curated record.
GGUGCGAUGUAUAAUAUCUGACUUGACAGCGCUGGAAGGAAAAGGCGUAGCUAGUAAACACACAGCGGACAUUUAAACACCGUCUUAUUAAGUCUUUUCUCCGGUUCAUACAGAGUCUGCCGGUGUCGUAUGUUUCGCUGUAACCGUCCGUGGUUGUCACAGUGACUGUCAGCGUCCCAAAAAAUAAAAAAAAGACUGAAGAAGAAGAGAGAAGCUAGCUAGCAUAGCCACCUAGCCGCCGCCCCGCAGCUAGCUUUAGCAUUAGCAUCAGACGACAAAGAUGAUAGCGCUAAUUAACAAACUGCUGGACUGGUUCAAGGCGCUCUUCUGGAAAGAAGAGAUGGAGCUGACCCUGGUGGGGCUGCAGUACUCAGGGAAAACCACCUUCGUCAACGUGAUAGCGUCUGGCCAGUUCAGUGAGGACAUGAUUCCUACGGUUGGAUUCAACAUGAGGAAGAUCACUAAGGGCAACGUCACCAUCAAGUUGUGGGAUAUCGGCGGCCAGCCUCGGUUCAGGAGCAUGUGGGAGCGUUACUGUCGAGGAGUCAGCGCUAUUGUCUACAUGGUGGACGCAGCCGACCCAGAGAAGAUCGAAGCCUCCAAGAACGAACUCCACAACCUGCUGGACAAACCUCAGCUGCAGGGAAUUCCUGUUUUGGUUCUGGGCAACAAGAGGGACCUACAAGGAGCUCUGGAUGAGAAGGAGCUCAUAGAGAGGAUGAACCUGUCGGCCAUCCAGGACAGAGAGAUCUGCUGUUACUCCAUCUCCUGCAAGGAGAAAGACAACAUCGACAUCACUCUUCAGUGGUUGAUCCAGCACUCCCGGACUAAGAGGAGUUCCUGAGAACAGACCACGCCCCCAACAGAGCAGGCCACGCCCACCUGUCAUCUCUCUCUCUCUCUCUCUCACACACACACACACACACACACACACACACACACACACACACACACACACACACACAGACAGACACUUGUUCUUUGAUCAAACCCCCUCCUCCUUCCUUCCAUCUGCCCAUCCUUGUAUUAAAGCCCGGUCCCUGCCACCCUGACAGGAUGCACUGAUACCUCGUUUUUUAUCGAGUAUUGAAUGAAGUAUCAAAGCAUGACGCCCAGAUGCAGGUAGAACAUGUCAGAAACCAAAAAAACCAAAGCCUCCUGAUCAUCUUCCGGUUUCCUCGCGCAGACAAAGGUCACUUCUUGUCAGGGUUUUAAAAUUAUGACAAACUGAGAAUCAGGGCUGCAGCUACCGAUUAUUUUCUGCAUUAAUGGAUCGAAUAGAAAUAUGUCGUGAAGCCCAAGAUGACCUCUUUACACGUCUGGUUCUGUCCACGACUCGAAGAUCUUCAGUUUCCUGUCCCGGAGGAGAGAAGACACUAGAACAAUAUUCACAUUGAACACGCUGACAUCACACAUUAUUUCAUAAAAAAUAUCUCAAACCGAUAAUCAGAUUAAAUUGACAACAAGUUAAUUAAUCUUUGCAGCUUUUCCUGGAAUAUAUCACAAACUACACACACACAGACACAUAGAGACACACACACACAGAGAGACAGACACACACACACAGAGACACACAGACACACA